AUGGAGAUUUCAAGUAAGUUGGGAUUCCCUGAUUUAUUUGUGACAUUUACCUGCAAUCUGGCUUGGCCUGAAAUUUCACGUGUUUCGUCAAACACUACUCUAAUGGCACAUGACAGGCCAUAUAUCAUUACCAGACUAUUCAAAAUGAAAUUUGAUGAAUUAGUGACAGAUGUAACUAAAAGUCAUGUCCCAGGAAAGGUCUUAGCAUUUAUUUACACAAUUGAAUUUUAG
Messenger RNA from Lathyrus sativus (Indian pea), 231 nucleotides. The record is from the annotation of a GenBank genome assembly. NCBI's taxonomy places the organism in Eukaryota, Viridiplantae, Streptophyta, Magnoliopsida, Fabales, Fabaceae.